Molecule: messenger RNA, 1968 nt
Organism: Acanthisitta chloris (rifleman)
Lineage: Eukaryota; Metazoa; Chordata; Aves; Passeriformes; Acanthisittidae
Gene: SLCO1A2
Product: solute carrier organic anion transporter family, member 1A2
Exons: 14
Coding region: 1-1968 (655 amino acids)
Biological process (GO): sodium-independent organic anion transport; bile acid and bile salt transport; transmembrane transport
Cellular component (GO): membrane
Molecular function (GO): protein binding; bile acid transmembrane transporter activity
Source: RefSeq, a predicted model, not a curated record
AUGAAAGAAGCUAAGAAGCCACAUGCAGAGGACAAAUUCUGCUGCAUUUCCAAGCUGAAGGUGUUUCUGCUGGCACUGUCACUUACAUUUGUUGGAAAAACGAUGUCUGGUGCUUACAUGAACAGCAUGUACACACAGAUAGAGAAACAAUUUAAUAUCCCAGCUUCUUUAGUGGGGAUCAUUAAUGGAAGCUUUGAAAUUGGUAACUUGCUGCUGAUAGCAUUUGUGAGUUACUUUGGAGCCAAGCUACACAGGCCUAGAAUAAUUGCUUUGGGAUGCACAAUUUUGUCAUUUGGAUGUCUCUUGAUAUCACUCCCUCAUUUCCUGUUUGGAAGGUAUCAUAUUGAGAGCAGCAUUUCACAACAGGAAAAUUUUUCAGUGAUGCCUCUAUGCCUUGUUAAUGCCUCUUUGCCUACAGAUGAACCAUCAACAGAGUGUGAAAAAGAGCCUGGAUCCUUGCUGUGGAUAUUUGUGAUGGUUGGAAACAUAGUGCGAGGAAUGGGUGAAACUCCCAUCAUGCCAUUAGGCAUUUCCUAUUUGGAGGAUUUUGCCAAAGCAGAGAAUUCCCCUUUCUACCUGGCAUGUCUACACACAGCAACUGUAAUUGGCCCCUUCCUUGGUUUAUUGUUGGCAUCAUUCUGUGCAGAACUGUUUGUUGACGUUGGAUCAGUAGGUGCAGAUGACAUAACUAUAACAGCUACUGAUGCCCGCUGGGUUGGAGCAUGGUGGUUGGGCAUUUUGAUUUGUGCACUACUCAAUCUUCUCGUGGGAAUACCAUUUUGGUUUUUGCCCAAGUCACUUGUGAAGGAAGGUGAAACCAAUGAACCUGAGGAGACAAGUGAAAAAAGUGUAGUCCCGUUGCAAGAAAAUGAUAAAAAUGAAGGCAAACAGACCAUGUAUGAAAUUGCUAAAGAUUUCAUCCCCUUCCUCAAGGCUCUGUUUCGCAACCCAGUGUAUAUGUUAUUUAUAUGCAUAACUGUGUUACAGUUCAGUGCCUUUGAUGGCAUGAUAUCCUUCAUGCCCAAAUAUCUGGAGCAGCAGUUUGGAAAAUCUGCAUCAGAUGCCAUCUUUUUGAUUGGUGUUUACAACUUACCAGUUCUAUGCGUUGGGUAUUUUUUUGGAGGCUUAUUCAUGAAGAAAUUCAAGAUAAAUCUCUAUCAGGCUGCGAACAUAGCAUAUUGGGUAUCUUUACUGGAGUACCUUCUCUACUUCGCUGCCUAUUGGACUGUCUGUGAUACUUCACCAGUUGCUGGUCUAACAGUUUCCUAUGAAGGAAUAGAGCAAGUUUCAUAUGCAGAAAAUACUCUGCUUGCUGGCUGCAACAGGGACUGUGAUUGCCUGCUUAAAAUAUGGGACCCUGUGUGUGGGAACAAUGGAAUCACUUACGUGUCACCUUGUCUUGCUGGGUGUAAAUCCUCAAGAGGAACUGGAAAAAGUGUGGUAUUUGAAAACUGCACCUGUGUUGAAGCCUCAGGGUUUUCAUCUCAAAAUGUCUCUGCAAUUCUGGGCCAGUGUGCUGGAGACGCAAACUGUGACAAGAUGCUUCAUUAUUUUUUGAUAUUGUCAUUAGUCUGCAGCUUCAUUUUUUCCUUAGCAGCUAUGCCUGGGUAUAUGGUCUUAAUAAGGUCUCUAAAGCCUGAAGAAAAGUCAUUUGGAGUGGGUAUCCAUGGACUAGCUUCAAGAGUAUUUGCUGGAAUUCCAUCUCCCAUUUAUUUUGGAGCUUUGAUAGAUACCACGUGCUUGAAGUGGGGCACUAUGACUUGUGGUGGAGAAGGAGCAUGUAGGAUAUAUGAUAUUGUCACAUACAGGUGGCUCUAUCUUGGCCUGCCAGCAGUGUUACGUGGAGUGUCCUACAUCCCAAGUACACUAGUUCUCCUUAUUUUAAGGAAGAAACUGAAGUCUGAAAGGCCAAUCUCAUUAAAUGCACCAGUUGAAAUGCAGGACAAAGAACAAGAAGCACUGAAAUAG